AAUUCAACGUUCAUUGUAUUUGGUACGAUAUUGGUUCGGUACGACACGAUUAGAUACAAGGACAGCAUUUAGUGUCAUUCAACCUCAGAAAAUUUGUAAACAAGAAUGAUGAUGGUGAUGAAGUGACGUGGAAGAGAGAACAUAAAACAAACAUAAUGUCCGACUCCGAGGAAGAUUUUGCUAGUGCAGAUGAAGGGGAAAUUGUAACAAGCUCAUCUGGCAUUGAUAACAUAGCCUCAAAGGAGCCUCACAAAGUUGUAGAAGGUAGUAAAGGGGAUGGAAAGCCAGACAAGGAUGCUGUUACAAGUAGUAAAUCAUCUGCACAAAAUACAGCUAAACAAAGUGCAAAAGACAGGAAGGAAUCUGAGAAGAGUUCAAAGGCUGUAGGUGGGGAAGGUGAAAAGAAAGGAAAAAACACUGAUGCUGGGCAAAAGAACCAGGGUGGUGGUGGUGGUAAGAAAGGAAAAAGGAAAGGCAAGAAAGGUAAAGCAAGUCAGGUAGAGAGUAUACCCAGCAGUAAAGAAGCAGUUGAUAUCACUGAAGACAAUAUUGAAAAAAGUGCUAUGAAAGAAACAAAUGAAACAGAGGUGGAAAGUGUUCCUUCUGAAAUCACAGAAAAUAAAUCUUUAACUUCCGAUAAAAGUGCUGAAAAGAAGGAGACAGUAGAAACAGAGAGUGUAAAUUCUGAUAAAUUAAGACCAGAAGAUAAUGUCAAUGCAUCUGAAAUAGACAAAAAUGAAAAAGACAAAAAUGAAAUUAAAGCUUCCUCAUUAGAUAAAGUUAUUGAUCCAACAAGUUCAUCAAGUACAGAGCCGAAGCCAGAAAAUACAUCAGAAUCAUCUAGCAGCCUUUCUGUAGCAGAUAAAGCAGAUUUGAUAAAGUCUCCUUCAUCACAAAGUAUAACAAGAUUGGAUCCAGAUCAUACUGAAAAACAGGAGGCAGUGCUUGAUAAACUUGCUGGGAAUGCUAAACAAACUAAGAGUAGUUGGAGUUGGGGAUGGGGAUCUUCAUUACUGGAGGUAGCAUCAAGUUCAGUAUCAACAUUUACACAUCAAGUUGGUGAAGGUUUACAUACAAUGAUGGAAACUGUUGAAUCCACUUUAAAUGUUCCUAAUCCAGAAGAGCUUGCCCAGAAAGUAGAGAAAGAAAGGGAAGAGGACUUGCAGGAAACACAGAAAUCUGCAGAAGAUGGGGAACCAGCUGAAGCUGAAGAUAAUAGUAGAAAUGAGGGCAAGUCAGAGAACCAGGCCAAGAAAACACCAGAAAGCCCUGAAAUAACACAGUCUGCUGAAGGUGGAAAAACAGAAGAUAACCAGACUGCUAAAAAAGAAAAAACAGAAGAUAACCAGUCAAGUGAUAGCUGGUUUUCGGCAUGGGGAGUUUCAAAUAUUUCAAAAAUGGUGGAAAAUACAGGCAAGAGUUUAGUGACAGGCAGUCUGGACGUUCUAGAAACACUUGGGAAGAAAACAUUUGAUGUCAUAAAUGAGCAAGAUCCUGGUUUAAAGAAGGCACGAGGUUUUCUCCGUGACAGGGGUAACAAGCCGAACUUGUCAGCAAUAUUACGAGAUGCAAAAGAGCAACAUGAGGCUGAGGCUGAAUAUCAGAGGGAAUCCGAGGAAGCUCGUAAAGCUCACUUUGGCUCGUUGUUUGAUGAUUUCCAUGGACUUGCCCAUUUAGAAGCACUUGAGAUGUUGUCAAAUCAAAGUGAAAAGCGGGUCAAUGUCCACCUUAAUGCAAUGUCAUCAGAGGCUUUGGCAGAGUUGAAACCUGUCUUACUACAGAUAAAACAUAUGUUUGAAACGGACGAGUCAGAAGAGAGUGACGCAGAGCAUGAUUUUACGCCCCUAGUUAAAGAUUUACUUCAGGAGUUGAAUCUUGGAACGACUCCUGAGAAAUUGCUACAGACUUGUGACAGUAUUGGAGUAAAAUUAACAGAAUGUUGUGAUGCUGAAGCUACAAAAGAUAUCAAGGAGAUACAUAGACUUGCUAUCAGUAGUUUAGCAGAGAUGACGUCAAAAUGUAUAGAACAUUUUCACAAGACUGGUGAACUGAUACUCAUAAAGAAAUCUCCAGAUGUUAAUUUCAUUGAUUGUAGUAAAACUUUGUUAAGGUUGUCACAGGUGAUGACUGCUGAGAUUGGGAUGAUAUCAACUAAAUAUUCAGAAUGCCUCAACAAGCAGGAGAUCAGUGAUGAAAGAGAGUUGAACCAGUUUGUCACAAAUAUUUAUUUAGAGGCCAGCAACAGCAGUUCAUACAUCCAAGAUGGUUUCCAGCUCUUACUUCCUGUUCUCCAACAAGCUGCUAUAGAAACUAGCCGGGAAACAGACAGCUGAUACCAGAUUUUAGCAGUGACAGGAACUAAUUUACCUUAAAGCCAGUGACCAUAAUGUUGUGUCAGAUAUAAAGUGUUUGAAAUUAGUCUGCAAUAAUAUUUAUAUAUAUGUACAUGUAUUCUAUUUUGGUAAUAGAUCAUAGUAUAUAUGUUGA
Ruditapes philippinarum (Manila clam) is the source of this 2487-nucleotide messenger RNA. Its product is annotated as protein FAM114A2-like. NCBI's taxonomy places the organism in Eukaryota, Metazoa, Mollusca, Bivalvia, Venerida, Veneridae. The transcript is spliced from 13 exons. Bases 156 to 2333 code for a protein of 725 amino acids. The record is from RefSeq and is a predicted model, not a curated record.